AAUAUAAUAUAUUAUAUGAAUAUUCGUAAAUUUUGUUAUUUUCAUUAGCGAUUCCUUUAUUCUUGAACUCGUGCCUGAAUUAUUUACAGUAAUCGAUAUUAGGUAAUAUUCUAUACUCGGUCUCAUUUGACAGAAGUGAGAACUCUCAUUCCGCAAGUUUGUUUCGUACGUAGCGACGUGCUAUUGAGUAUUGCGAUUUGCAAUACCAACCAACAUUCAGCAGCUGACUGCUGAGUUUAAAAUAGCUGAUUUUGUAAACACAACAAAUUAUUUUGUUCAGUAAAAUAUGUUGCUUACUAAACGUUAAUAGAAUGAUGCUAUAUAUUACGAACGUUUUCUUGAACUAAAUAGACGAACAAUAAUUAAAAGUGUAUUUAUUCUAUUAAAAGUGCAGUGUCAAAAUCACGCACUCUGAAUAUAGGGCUGUGAGACAUGAGUGUUGUGUGUUGCAAAUAAUGCUGUGUUUCCAUUAACGAAUUAUCAACUAUUAUUGAAAACUCGAGUCAACUUACGAUUUAUCUGUGGCUGCGUCAUAUAGAAAUUCUGUGCAAUUUAUACACAAAAUGUCUAAAGUGUCUCUUAGUAAUAUUCCUUCAAAUCCACGUAUAAACCGCCUUAGAACAUUUUCCAGGACCGAAAGCGAGACAUCUUGCGAAGAGGCAGCGCGUCUAACAGCAGAAGGAGCGGCUGAUGAUGAUGACGAGGCCUACGACUACGGAGAGCUUCCGCCGCCACCUGAUGGAGGCUACGGCUGGGUCGUGGUGUUCGCCUCGUUCAUGUGCAACCUGGUGGUGGAUGGCAUCGCGUACACCUUCGGGAUAUUCCUCUCGGAGCUCGUGACGUACUUUGGUGAAGGGAAGGGCACAGUCGCGUGGGUUGGCAGCUUACUGUCUGGCGUGUAUCUAGCUGUUGGUCCCAUAGUGUCGGCGCUAUGCAAUAAGUAUGGGUGUAGAGCGGUCUGUGUUGCCGGGUCCAUAGUGGCCACCUUCGGGUUCGUGCUGUCCACCUUCAGCAAGAGUGUCACCAUGAUGAUGAUCACCUACGGAGUUAUAGGAGGAAUCGGCUUCGGAAUGAUAUACCUGCCGUCCGUAGUAGCAGUAGGCUACUACUUCGAAACCCGUCGCUCUCUGGCCACUGGUAUAGCAGUAUGCGGGUCUGGAGUGGGCACCUUCAGUUUUGCACCCCUGGCCACUAUUCUACUGCAAGAGUUUGGCACUUGGCAAAACGCAAACCUUCUCUUGGCCGGUUUGAUCCUCAAUUGCGCUGUUUUCGGAGCACUCAUGAGACCGUUGGUGUAUCCCAAGAGUGCUGGCGAGAAACCACUUUUGCAACGCAUGGCCGAGGAAAAACGCUUGCAAAUGGAAAGAGGAUCCAUCGGGGGAUCUUAUUUCGUUGUUCAGCUGCCAGACGGUACUAUGGAAAAGAGAUUGAAGGCACCCUUAAACAUAGAUCCAGGAGUCCAUUCGUCUCUCAACCUGGAAGCGCUGGCUCGCGUGCCGACGGUACCCAACAUGCCAGGUGUGCCGACCGUACCCACCCUGCCUACUAUUACUGAAGCCAAAGUAACUGAUGAUAAAGCGGAUCUCAAAAAGAGCGAAAAUGGCAAAGCCAUUCCGCUUCAACCAACACAGAUAUCCCGUAACGUGUCGUCUCCAGCGUUCAGCGCCCAAGCGCCGGGUCUGCCCAAGAAUGGCUCCGUGCCGUUCUUCGACAGACAGCGCAAACACAGCACCGGCGAUAGGUCAGCAACCGAUAGAUUUAAACCGUCCUUAGCUGCAAUUAAAGCAACGUCCAAAACCUCUAUCGGGAGCCAUAGAAACGAUGAUACAGAAAGCGGCGUAUAUAACUCCAAGUUAUCUGUGGCGGUCGUUAAAGAACCUUCUAGAAUGGUGCGGCCGAUGUCUAGGAAGGACAUAUUUUAUUCCGGCUCUGUGUUGAACCUGCCACAAUACCAGAGUCAGAAGUCUCUACAAGGAUACAGAAAUUCUGUGCUUAGUUUGCCACAGAGUAGGCAAACUGGAGAUUUGGAGAGACAGGAAGAGUACGCGCUGUGCCCGUGUUUCCGCCUGCCGGCGUCGUUCAAGGCGGCGCUGUCGUCGAUGUUGGACACCAGCUUGCUGCGCGACCCCGCCUUCAUGUUGAUCGGAGUGUCCAACGUAUUUGGCAUGGCUGGUCUCUACGUGCCUUUUGUUUAUAUCGUUGACGCUGCUGUUAUGAAUCACGUGGACGAGUCGAAGGCUUCGUUCCUGUUGUCUAUAAUCGGCAUCACGAACACUAUCGGUCGUAUUGCUUGUGGCUGGGUGGCGGACUUUCCCUGGAUGGACUCCUUGUUGUUGAAUAAUAUCUGCCUUAUUAUUGCUACGAUUUCAGUUGGUGUGAUUCCAUUCUGUUAUUCGUACGCUUCAUAUGUGGCUGUGGCCAUCGCUUUCGGUAUAGCUAUAUCGGGCUAUAUUUCCCUCACGUCUAUAAUCCUCGUGGAUCUGCUCGGGCUGGACAAACUGACGAACGCGUUCGGUCUUCUCAUACUGUUCCGUGGUGCGGCCGCUAUUAUUGGAUCUCCGCUAGCGGGCGCCGUCUACGACGCGACCAGAAAUUAUGACGCGUCAUUCUACAUGGCCUCUGCGUUCUUCCUAGCUUCCACGCUGACGUCAUUCGCUGCGCCUAUGUUUAGAAGAAAACAAGAGGACGCUCCUCAGCCCCUGGACGUACUCACUCCAAUAGACGAGGACCUGGAAGAAGAUGAUGACGACACUCCGAUAACGAUGGGCUCCCUCCCCCAGAGGAACAGGAACCCCGCCAUCGUGCGGACGGCGCCCUCUCCCUCCGACCCUCCCUCGCCGCAGAACGACGUCUCGCAGAGAGAAAGCGUGCUAUGAAUGGUACCUGAUAUAAAAAAUAAUAUUUAGAAAAAUUGCUGAAUUAAUAUUUAAUUGAUUAAAGCGCGUGCAGUUAUAACUGAAUUUAAAUCAUUGAUGUUUAAAGUGUAUAUUUAUUCCGACGUACAGUUAAUUUUCCAAUUAGGACGGUCGUAGCCGAGGGGAUUGCGAUAUUACCACAAUAGUUAGUCGUGUUAAAAUUCAGUUAAAACUACACCCGUUUUGAUCGUUUUAAAAAGUAUUUUAUUUAAAUGUGUGAUAAUCGUGUUACUUAUAAAAAUAUCCGAAGUUUUUAUACAGGGACAUUGUUUUUAAAAUGUGCGAAAGCGAUCUAACCACUCCCUGAUUAGAACAGAACGCACACGCGAUGAUUACUGUAAAUGUUGUUUUCUCGGUUUACGUGUUAAGGUUUAAGGCCGGAUCGCAUUACAGCGGCACUGCGCGGCACAAAGUGUCUAAAUACUAUUUCAAUCAUUUGGCAUGUGCGAUAGUUUUGCCUCGGAAAGAACAUUUUGAUGCGCAGCGACGUUCAGUAUGACACAACAAGCGGCACGUCACUUCAGUAUACAUAUUGUUAAUUGCUAAGUUUUUGAAUUUUGUCUUCGACAUUCUGAAGUAAGUGUGCAAUCGUGCAGAGUAACUAAAACAGCGAGGAAAUAAAUUCGCCUUCUUGAUAGCGUGACCUUGGUAUGUCAGCAAACUAUUUCUCAUUACUUUUUUUCUCUUCCAUAAUUCGUUCUUCUUCUGCACACUACAAAGAAAUAAUGAUCAAAUCCUCAUCACUAUCGCUCAUCUUGUAAUGUUGCUCGCGCGCGAACUAGUAUAAAAACGACGCGAGCUGCCGCUUACUGCAGUUGUAAUGCGAUAGGACCCGUCGAGCGACGUGAAGCGAAGCGCCGCGCGGGGCUGCUCUAAUGCGGUCCGACCUGAAUGUAUAAUCCCACCGUACAUCCGAGUGAUGAAGACGCUACUCGUAUAUUAUGUAAACAAAGUCCGAUUAAACUCGGACGCAGCUCUAUUCAUACGGAUCAUUUUACGGUGAAUGAAAUGCGUCAUCUAAGAAGAAGUUGAAUGAACUUUUAGAAGUUUGGCAGAAGAUUAAGAAAUGCUUUACCCGCUGUUUCUGAAUUAAAACAAACAGAAAAAAUUGUAAAAAGAUUUUUUGGCCUCAGUUCAACUCUUUUUUUAUAUUUAAUGACACGAUUACGAUUUUACUAUAAGUAUAGAUUAAACAUUAAUUUUUAAUUGAACAUACAAUGAGCCUGUAUAAAAUAGGAUAAUUACAAUGAAUGCUUAAUUCGUAAAAUGCUAUUAUACUUAACAUACAAAGUGUAUUUUAUAAUUAUAAAUUAUUAUAAUAUAUUUAUAUAUGUAUGAAAAAUGAUUUGCUGUCCUGAUAAAUAGUAUUUUGAUCUUGUUAUACAAAUUAGGUAUAUACAUUGCAAAUUUAUAAGCCAUGUGUAAUCAAAAGACUUAAAAGCAAUUUAUAUUUUCUAUAAACAUAAUAAUAUUGCCCUUCGUUUUCAAUUAUAACAGUAAUAUCAAACGUUGAAUGCCCGCGGUGUUAUAAAAUGAUGAUUCUCUAGGCGAGGGACAGAAAUUAUCUGUUUAUAUUAUUUUUUAUAUUAAUUGUUAGACGAAACCGCUUUGUACUUAUUCUCAUAAACUUUAUGACAUAAAAAUUGGCUCGCGGGCAUAGAGUUCAUGACAUUUUUGCACCUAGAUUCUUACAUAAUUUUAUUAAUAAGCUUUUCAGCAAAUUUUUUUUUUUUACGUUUACGUUUUGUUACGGUUAAUGUACUGUGUGUACUAUAAGUUACCAUACAGUUAAGAUAUGCUAAGUAGCCUUUGUAUAUGAAAAAUAGUAAUAAUGAGAAUUAAAAUAAUUUCUGUUCCAAUGAUGAUAGUGUGCCAUGGAUUUGUUAUUAAUAAUUUUAUAUAUUGAAUUAUUUAGAAUGAUACUCAAGAUAUUCUAAAAUCAAUCAGCUUAUAAAAGAAACUGCAUAUUUAUAUUGUUAGUAUUCAUUAGCAAUAAUUAACUAGAUGCCUAUUGA
Molecule: messenger RNA, 4930 nt
Organism: Leptidea sinapis
Lineage: Eukaryota; Metazoa; Arthropoda; Insecta; Lepidoptera; Pieridae
Product: transcription initiation factor TFIID subunit 4
Exons: 14
Coding region: 564-2876 (770 amino acids)
Biological process (GO): DNA-templated transcription; transmembrane transport; monocarboxylic acid transport
Cellular component (GO): transcription factor TFIID complex
Molecular function (GO): RNA polymerase II general transcription initiation factor activity; DNA binding; protein heterodimerization activity
Source: RefSeq, a predicted model, not a curated record